AUGCCUUCACGCCUAUUUGCUAGAAAUAUCUCUUGCAUGUUGAGUGCACGUAAGUACUCAGCAUCAAGUUCAAAGAUCCCGUUGAAGGCUUCAUUUCUAGGCGGUGCUUCGAGAAUCAUGAUACUUACUACAACUGCUAUUUUAGGUACGGCAUGCGGUUUCUACGUUAUGAAUUCAAGGUCUGCUAUUCAUGAGCAUGUACUAUGUCCUCUCAUAAGGUUUGUUACUCCGGAUGCGGAAGAUGGCCAUAGGCUAGGAAUUUGGUUGAUGAAAUGGGGCAUAACUCCAAGAUUACUGUUCGAUAAAGACGACGAAGUUUUAAAUGUGGAGGUAUUUGGAAAGAAGUUAACAAACCCAAUUGGUUGUGCUGCCGGUUUAGACAAAGAUGCAGAGGCCAUUGAUGGUAUUGCAGGCGUUGGUUUCGGCUAUGUGGAAGUAGGAACAGUUACGCCUUUGCCCCAGCCAGGAAAUCCAAAGCCAAGAUUUUACAGAUUACCAAAGGAUGAAGCCGUCAUUAACAGAUAUGGAUUCAACUCUUCUGGACAUGAAACUGUCUUCAAAAAUGUUACCCGCCGUGUCUCAUCAUUUCUGAACUCGUACUUCGAGAAUGGUGAUAUUGACACUCUGUCUUUGUAUAAGAACAAGCUGUUGGGAAUUAACUUGGGAAAGAAUAAAACUGGUCAUGAGGUUGAAGAUUACUUAAAGGGUGUUGAGAAGUUUCAACCACUUGCAGAUGUUCUUGUUAUUAACGUUUCAUCACCAAAUACACCUGGUCUAAGAAACUUACAGCAAGAGGGUAAAUUGGUUGAGUUAUUAUCCCAAAUUGUAGCUAAAAGAGACUCUUUAGUUUCUAAAGGAAAUGCUCUCGGUGCUAAAGAACAUAAGCCACCUGUUAUGGUUAAAAUUGCUCCUGAUUUGACAGAGCCAGAACUGCAAUCUAUAGCAGAGGCUGCUAAGAAGUCCAAGGUUGACGGUAUUAUUAUAUCAAACACUACAAUUGCUAGACCAAAAGAUCUCUACACUGCUGAUGAGGAACUAAAGUCGCAGGGUGGCGGUCUAUCCGGUAAGCCUUUGAAACCAUAUUCUUUGAAGGCUCUAAAAACUGUAGCAAAGUACACUAAAGACUCUGACUUAGUCUUGGUCGGCUGCGGUGGUAUUUCAUCAGGGAAGGACGCAAUUGACUUUGCCAAAGCAGGUGCUACAUUUGUGCAAUUAUACACUGCUUUUGCUUUCAAAGGGCCCGGGCUUAUUGCCAGGAUUAAAGACGAGGUCACUGAGCAACUAAAAGCUGAAGGCAAGACCUGGAUGCAAAUCAUUGGCGAGGACAACAAAUAA
Messenger RNA from Eremothecium sinecaudum, 1335 nucleotides. It is a transcript of the gene URA1, whose product is annotated as dihydroorotate dehydrogenase. Gene Ontology annotation, biological process: pyrimidine ribonucleotide biosynthetic process; 'de novo' pyrimidine nucleobase biosynthetic process. Gene Ontology annotation, cellular component: cytoplasm; mitochondrial inner membrane. Bases 1 to 1335 code for a protein of 444 amino acids. The record is from RefSeq and is a predicted model, not a curated record. Gene Ontology annotation, molecular function: dihydroorotate dehydrogenase activity. The transcript has a single exon. NCBI's taxonomy places the organism in Eukaryota, Fungi, Ascomycota, Saccharomycetes, Saccharomycetales, Saccharomycetaceae.